Molecule: messenger RNA, 671 nt
Organism: Dama dama (fallow deer)
Lineage: Eukaryota; Metazoa; Chordata; Mammalia; Artiodactyla; Cervidae
Product: myelin protein zero-like protein 2
Exons: 1
Coding region: 171-656 (161 amino acids)
Biological process (GO): cell-cell adhesion
Cellular component (GO): membrane
Source: RefSeq, a predicted model, not a curated record
AGCAGGAAUGACUCACAGGCGCGGGAGCUCAGGUUCCCACAGGUGAGGCGACAGACUGCUUUUUCCGGGAAAACACCGAGGCGCUCUCUCCGCCAGGAGCGGCCUUGGCAGGGUGCUGGCGCGCUCCGUCUGCGCGGUCUGGUCUCUGGGGCCAGGCCUGGGUUUCCCUCAUGUAUGGCCAGAGCCCUACGCGUGCUGUGCUUUUUCUCCUUGGCGUACAGCUCACAGCUCUUUGGCCAGUAGCAGCUGUGGAAAUUUACACUCCCCGGGUGCUGGAGGCUGUCAAUGGGACAGAUGUCAGGUUAAAAUGCACUUUCUCCAGCUUUGCCCCAGUGGGUGAUGCUCUCACGGUGACCUGGAAUUUCCGUCCUCGAGAUGGGGGCCCUGAGCAGUUUGUUUUCUACUACCAUGUGGAUCCCUUCAAACCCAUGAGUGGGCGUUUCAAGGACCGAGUGGUCUGGGAUGGCAACCCUGAGCGGUAUGAUGUCUCCAUCCUCCUCUGGAAGCUGCAGUUUGAUGACAAUGGGACAUACACCUGUCAGGUGAAGAACCCACCUGAUGUUGAUGGACUGAUAGGGGAGAUCCAGCUCAGCGUCGUGCAGACUGAAAAGAAGAAGAAAAGCUCAACCAGGAAAAAAAGGCUUCUGUUUCUUUAGAAUGCACAGAUUAAC